Messenger RNA from Mastomys coucha (southern multimammate mouse), 5827 nucleotides. RefSeq names its product KIAA1324 ortholog (gene Elapor1). The transcript has 22 exons. Lineage: Eukaryota; Metazoa; Chordata; Mammalia; Rodentia; Muridae. Bases 70 to 3111 code for a protein of 1013 amino acids. The record is from RefSeq and is a predicted model, not a curated record. Gene Ontology annotation, biological process: positive regulation of vacuole organization; autophagosome assembly. Gene Ontology annotation, cellular component: late endosome; trans-Golgi network; extracellular exosome.
CUCCUUCUGCCAGCAUAAGCAGCCACCGCAGCACCUGAGCCGCUACUGCCGCUGGCUCAGAACAGCGCUAUGGCUGAGCCUGGUCACAACCCCCAUCCUUAUGCCAGAGACGGAGGAAGAACUGAAAGGCGCACAUCCCGGUUUCUGUGGCUGUUGCUUUGGGCUGGGACCACCUUCCAGGUGACCCUGGGAACUGGACCCGAGCUUCACGCCUGCAAAGAGUCAGAGUACCAUUUUGAGUACACAGCGUGUGACAGCACAGGUUCCAGGUGGAGGGUCGCCGUGCCACACAGCCCAGGCUUGUGUACCAGCCUCCCAGACCCCGUCAAGGGCACCGAGUGCUCUUUCUCUUGCAAUGCUGGGGAAUUUCUGGAUAUGAAGGAUCAGUCCUGCAAGCCCUGCGCGGAGGGCCGCUACUCCCUCGGCACUGGCAUCCGAUUUGAUGAGUGGGAUGAGCUGCCUCACGGCUUUGCCAGUCUCUCGGCCAACUUGGAGGUUGAUGACAGCAUCUCGGAGUCCACUGAGAACUGCACUUCGUCCAAGUGGGUUCCCCGGGGAGACUACAUCGCCUCCAACACAGAUGAAUGCACAGCCACACUGAUGUACGCCGUCAACCUAAAGCAGUCUGGCACAGUUAACUUUGAGUACUACUACCCAGACUCCAGCAUCAUCUUUGAGUUUUUUGUCCAGAAUGACCAGUGCCAGCCCAAUGCUGAUGACUCGAGGUGGAUGAAAACGACGGAGAAAGGAUGGGAGUUCCACAGUGUUGAGCUAAAUAGAGGCAAUAAUGUCCUCUAUUGGAGAACCACAGCUUUCUCAGUGUGGUCCAAAGUGUCUAAGCCUGUGCUUGUUAGAAACAUCGCCAUAACAGGGGUGGCUUACACCUCCGAGUGUUUCCCCUGCAAGCCUGGCACGUACGCUGCUAAGCAGGGUUCCCCUUUCUGCAAGCUUUGUCCAGCCAACUCUUACUCAAAUAAAGGAGAAACUUCUUGCCAUCCCUGUGACGAGGACAAAUACUCAGAAAAAGGAUCUUCCACCUGCAAAGUGCGCCCAGCCUGCACAGACAAGGAUUAUUUCUACACUCACACAGCCUGUGAUGCUCAGGGAGAGACACAGCUCAUGUACAAAUGGGCCAUACCAAAAAUCUGUGCUGAGGACCUAGAAGGGGCAGUGAAGCUGCCUGCCUCCGGUGUGAAGACCCGCUGCCCACCCUGUAACCCAGGCUUCUUCAAAACCAACAACAGCAUCUGUGAACCUUGCCCAUAUGGUUCAUACUCCAACGGCUCUGAUUGUACCCACUGCCCAGCAGGAACUGAGCCUGCCGUGGGAUUUGAGUACAAAUGGUGGAACACACUGCCCUCCAACAUGGAAACUACUGUUCUCAGUGGUAUCAACUUUGAAUACAAGGGCCUGACAGGCUGGGAGGUGGCUGGUGACCACAUUUAUACAGCUGUUGGCGCCUCAGACAACGACUUCAUGAUUCUCACUCUAGUUGUGCCAGGAUUUAGACCUCCACAGUCAGUGGUGGCAGACACAGAGAACAAAGAGGUGGCCAGGAUCACCUUUGUCUUCGAGACCAUCUGCUCUGUGAACUGUGAGCUCUACUUCAUGGUGGGCAUGAAUUCCAGGACCAAUACUCCAGUGGAGACGUGGAAAGGAACCAAGGGCAAACAGUCCUAUACCUACACCAUCGAGGAGAAUGCUACCGUGAGCUUCACAUGGGCCUUUCAGAGGACCACCCUUCACGAAAUAGGCAGAAAGUAUACUAAUGAUGUCGCCAAGAUCUACUCGAUCAAUGUCACCAACGUCAUGGGGGGCGUGGCCUCCUACUGCCGUCCCUGUGCCCUAGAAGCCUCUGAUUUGGGCUCCUCCUGCACCUCUUGUCCUGCUGGCCAUUAUAUCAACCGGGAUUCUGGGACCUGCCACCUCUGUCCCUCUAACACCAUCCUGAAAGCUCACCAGCCUUAUGGUGCACAGGCCUGUGUGCCCUGUGGUCCAGGGACCAAGAACAACAAGAUCCACUCUCUCUGCUACAAUGACUGCACCUUCUCCCGAAACACUCCCAGCAGGAUUUUCAACUAUAACUUCUCAGCUCUGGCAAGCACCAUCUCUCUGGCAGGGGUGCCAAGCUUCACUUCAAAGGGGAUGAAGUAUUUUCAUCAUUUCACCCUGAGUCUCUGUGGAAACCAGGGGAAAAAAAUGGCUGUGUGCACAGACAAUGUCACUGACCUCCGGAUACCUGAGGGCGAGGCCGGUUUCUCUAAGUCCAUCACAGCCUAUGUCUGCCAGGUGGUCAUCAUCCCCUCUGAGGUGAUGGGCUACAAGGCUGGGGUGUCCUCACAGCCAGUCAGUCUUGCUGACCGACUCGUUGGAGUGUCAACAGACAUGACUUUGGAUGGAAUCGUCUCCCCAGUUGAACUUUUUCACCCAGAGACCUCAGGGAUCCCGGACGUAGUCUUCUUUUUUAGAUCCAAUGAUGUGACUCAGUCCUGCAGUUCUGGAAGAUCAACCACCAUUCGCCUCAGAUGCAACCCAAUGAAAGCUGCUCCUGGCACCCUGCGGCUACCCAGCAUGUGCUCUGAUGGGACCUGUGAUGGCUGUAACUUCCACUUCCUGUGGGAGAGUGUGGCCGCUUGUCCACUCUGCUCGGCCUCUGACUACCACACUUUUGUCAGCAGCUGUGUGGCUGGGAUCCAGAAAACUACUUACGUGUGGCGAGAACCAAAGCUGUGCUCUGGGGGCAUUUCCCUGCCUGAGCAGAGAGUCACCAUCUGCAAAACGAUCGAUUUCUGGUUAAAAGUGGGCAUCUCAGCUGGCACCUGCACUGCCAUCCUGCUCACUGUUCUGACCUGCUACUUUUGGAAGAAGAAUCAAAAAUUAGAAUACAAAUACUCCAAGUUGGUAAUGAAUGCUACUCUUAAAGACUGCGACCUGCCAGCCGCAGACAGCUGCGCCAUCAUGGAAGGAGAAGAUGUGGAAGAUGACCUCAUCUUUACCAGCAAGAAGUCCCUCUUCGGGAAGAUCAAAUCCUUUACUUCCAAGAGGACUCCUGAUGGAUUUGACUCGGUGCCGCUGAAGACGUCUUCAGGAGGUCCAGACAUGGACAUGUGAGAGGUGCCCAUCCUGCCUAGCCUGCCUCCUCAUCUGGGCACAUUACCCUGCAGGCCUGUGGCAGUUUAGGUGCCAACAUCCUGCGCUCCCCGCUGCUGGGAAUCUCUUCAUUGUGGCCUUAUCAGAAGUUUGGAUUUCAGACCCUUGUUUUUUAUAGAGUACCCAAACCUUUCUCUCCGCUUGCCUCAAACCUACCAAAUAUACCCAUACUUCAUGUAUUGUUUCCUUGCUUACAUCUUGUUUUCUAAAUACAGCCCACCCAUGUGAGCCAUACCCUCAUCUGCACAGAAUUCUUAGAGUUUUUGAGUGAAAGUAGUUCUUUUCUCUCUCUCUCUCUCUCUCUCUCUCUCUCUCUCUCUCUCUCUCUCUCUCUCUUUUUCAGUACUAAAUUGACUUCUGACCUCCUGUUUGAGGGCAGGAGCAGAUGUGAGGUUUUCUGGUCAUAUAAAGGCUUUCAUUCAGCUCAUGAUGUCUUUAGAAGGGAGGCUGUGGUCUGAGGGACAAUCUUCAUGGCAUCCUCCAUUCAUUUCUCCUGAGUAAUGAGUUUGCGUAGGGAGCAAUGGAAAAGUCUGGGGGUAAGGUAGGUGAAGCCUGUGUAAGAAAACACAAAGAAAAACCACAAAGAAAGGCAAGAAAAAGGGGGGAGGAGAGGGUGUUCGUUCUGUUUUAUAACCAAGCACCUCAUUUCCUUCUCUUUAAAUGAUAAAUAUUCUCACUAAAGGCAAAGGAAGUUAUUUACCAAGAACUUUCCCAAAGUCCAAUAGAUCUAUUCUCCAUGACUGUUUGUGUCAAAUCUCCCUUCCAUCUCCUUAUGACAUUAGAAAGAUCCAGGUAAGUCUAGCUAUACCUUCUAUUGGCUUCACUGGAAGGUAAUAAACACUUGCCAGUGAGGAACACCCCCAUCUGUGAGUACCUCAGUCCUAGAGGCCUAGAGUAUCAUGGGAUGGAGCAUCUUAUUUAGAAAGAACACAGAGGGGCAGAGGGGCAGAGGGGCAGAGGGUCGAAGGUUUAAAUGGGGCAGUAUUAGACUCCAGCCCAUUGUGGCAUGGACCAGCUAUGGUCAUAUCUGUUUCUGUCAUUAACUUACUUGCUAGGUCACAAAGUUAAAAACUUCUAGGCUGACCAGAAAGGAUCUGAAUGUCAGGCAGAUACAAACCAAUCUUCAGGGAGGAAAAGUAGGGAUGUCUUACAAAGCCCGAACCCAGCUGGGGCAUUUGCUGCCCCUUAAGCCUCUGUCCUGGCUCUGGCCUAUUCUCAUUUCAUUUGUGCAUUAAAGAUCUCUGGCCCUCAUUUCUGGCAACAUUCCUCUGAAAGGUAGAUUAGGUACCAACUCACAAGUAGAGUGGGAUUCCUCUUCCCAUCUUCCUUUUACUGCAGCUAUAAUCAGUGAAAAACCUGGAAUAGAAAAACCAGAGAAUAAUUUCCAGUUAACUUCUUUUUCCCUACUACACAGAAUUGAACCGCUUUCAUUCCAUGCCAGAAUAGCUCUCUCUUGGUCAAGCCUGAGUUACACAUGGUCUUCACCUGUGCCCUUCCCCCAGUGACAGGUAGUUGGUAUAGGACAGAGAGAAAUUUCUGAGUGGUUUGUCAGCCACGAAAUGGCUUGCCCAUCUAAUUAGCCAUGGCUGCCCUGGAGAUAGUUUGUAAGAAUCAGAAAGAAGUGAAGCUAUGCCAUGACUUUUGGCCAUCAAAGGCAUCAGUAACAGCUAGACAAACCUAGAAUCUCUUCUUUGGGAGUUCAGGUUGUCCCUCAUUUUGUGGCUCUCAGGACCUUGACCAUACUGGAAUACUCUUGAUUGGCUAUGUGCACCCAGACCAUGAGCUCACAGCCAGUCUCCUGCAGCCUCUUAGGUGUCUACUUCCCAUGUAAUAACUGCUUUCUGUGUUGAAGACCACAGGAGAUACUUAGACUGUUCUGAAAAACAUGGGGAAAAGUUCAUCUCUUUGGACUUGUUUAUUCUGACAUCCUGGAAUUGAGUGCCCCUCCCCCCAAGCAUCCUCAAACAGCACUGAUUCGAUGAUUGCACCUUUUUGCAUCUCUCCCUACUCUUUACUGGGAUGGUUCCAAAAGGAAGAGGGUCACUGGUUGCUUCUCUGGCAGCUCAACAGCUUCAGAUAAUUUCAGGAGCUCUACUAACACAUAAUUCACAUACUGCAUAAGUCACUCUUUCAAAGCAUACAAUUCUGUGACUUUGAGCAUAUCAGUUUUAGUUUUCUGCCCUGAAGAUGAAACCCAGGGUUUCUCACAUGCUAAGCAAAAUGUUCUACCACUGAGCUACAUCAUUAACUACACAAGGGAGAACCACUUUAGUCUUUGAGCCCAGAUUAUGGUAGUUUGCACAAACUUUAGGGCCAGAGAGUUGGCUCAGGAGAUAGUGUUUAAUCUCCAUUUGGACAUGUAGAGUCCUAGAAUUUCAUCCUGUAGUUAGUUAUCACCUGUACUUGGCUGGGAAUACAUAUGAAGAUUAUGGUAUAUCCAAGGUCCAGGGGAUUUUUUAUCCAUCAAAACUUUUUUUUUGGUCCAACUAUAUUAAAAACUGACUAUAUUUAUACAACAGAAGCUUUGUAACAGAUUUUUCAGCUUUGUGAAAUCAUAUUUGUGUCUCAUCAAAACAGGUUGGAUUCUCUUUCUAUUCUGUAAGUCAAGCAUUUAGUUUGUUAGGGAUGGGUGUUGCAUGUCUUCCCCCCACCCAAAAAAUAAAAACGUAUCUUUUGA